Saitoella complicata NRRL Y-17804 is the source of this 222-nucleotide messenger RNA. RefSeq lists its product as uncharacterized. The transcript is spliced from 2 exons. NCBI's taxonomy places the organism in Eukaryota, Fungi, Ascomycota, Saitoellomycetes, Saitoellales, Saitoellaceae. Bases 1 to 222 code for a protein of 73 amino acids. The record is from RefSeq and is a predicted model, not a curated record.
AUGUUCCAUUCUGUUAUUCGUCAAUCUCCUCGUGCUACGCUUUUCGCUGCUCAACGUACCUUUGCAUCGUCUCAAUUCGCUAUGGCUCAGUCUGCUUUGUAUAAGGCCAUUCAACACGAUCACGUCGAAUUGGCGGAUUACUAUAACAACUACAAAAAGAUGACGAGUGCCUUCCAACCGGACGAAGCGCAGAAGUGGGCUAAUCAAUUCAUUUGGGUAUGA